GCCCCUGUACAUCAGUCGUACGAACGGGUUACGACAGGAAUUGAUUCUAUUCGUGUCACGGUCAGUUGUGGACGUUGUGAUUGCACCACUUGUUAGGUAAAAAGUUGUCGUUAGACCCUUGUUGACGGCCGUUACUCUGCCAUAAGCCUAGCUGGAAAUCUUCCGACAGAAAAACCGCAAGUCUGAUGCAAGUGACUGCGUCCCAGCCCAUGUAAGCCAUGUGGAGGAACAUGAAACCUAUCUUCUAAGGACUUUCUAACGUCUCAAGUUGUCUUUGACAACUUACUUUUACUUGUCGCUGGACUCAAAGCUGGGCAUGCGCGUUGGCUCCUUACGGACUUUGCGUACUGACGUCGAUAUGAAGCGACUGCUGUGAUUCCGGCCGGCAGAAAGUCAACAACAGUCGCUCCAGGCUGUUCAUACGAAAGGACUGAGCGAGCAGUUACAGGUGAACUGAUAUCUGGGCGGAGACUAAGUCUGCAGGGGGCCUUCUGAACAAAGCUGGCGGCACGAGGGGCAACUCAUCCCGCACAGAUCACACCAGCGUCCCGGUAACGUACAUCAAGACAGAGAAAAGUCUACCUGAGCUCCAACGGGAACAUUUAUCUAACAGACUGCGAGGACUACUGACUUCCUCAGUAGAAACGCCUGAGACAUUCCGAAGCAACUGACAGUUUUCGCCAUACUGGAUGCAAUAAGGUGACCGCUCGUGGAGUGAGUCCUGAGUCAACACACCUGUCCGCGACACCUGCCGAACGUACACACACCUGAGAGGGACGCCAUGUCAACUAUCGACGCCGAGGCGGGAUCACCGGGACGCAGGGGCUCUCCUGUUGGGAGGUCUGAAGGGAGGUCCCCGCGGAAGGAGAGCAGCAGGCCGGUACGGGCCCUUACACCGCGAGAAGACGACAUCGGGCUGCGGAAGGACGCCAUCGGCCCGGUACGAGCCCACACGCCCUCCCCGCCCAUCAUCACGCCGGUCGCGCCCCCCUUCUCCACCCCCGGGUACCCGUACGGACUGUUCCCUGGGGGUCGGCCGGACGGCUUGCUGCAGCCCGCUCCCCUCAUCCCGUCCACAUCCGCCGGUCUACCGCACGGGGGCGCGUUCCUCUUCGGCAGAGAGAAGGGAUUCGCGCCGAUGCCGAGCGGCGCUCGGUCGGGUAGCCACUUCGACGCCUUCCACCGCUACGGACUGUUCGAGCGGUGUUUGUGUCCGUCCCUCGGCCAGACUCCGUCGGACUGGCUUCUCAAACACAGCGACUCCGUCAGGCAGAACGGCUGCCAUUAUUAUUACGGACUUUUAGAGAAAGACCAUUUCAUGAACGGUCUGAAACCGGGAGGCUCGUCGUACAACGGCGGCAUGCUGAGCGGACCCGUCCCGUCCAUCUCCCCGUACAGACCCGCGCUACCCUCCUUCUUCCUCGGGAAGGACGCGUUCUCCGCCGUAUCCGCGCCAUACCCCUUCAGGUACCCGACGCUCGUCGACGACGCGUUGAGAAAACCCGCCGGCGCUCUGAUCGACGAAAGUCCGACGUCUUCGUCCAUCCAACUCACCCUCAAGACGUCUUCGAACAAAACGAGAAAGGGUCACCUGUGUAUCUACUGCGGGAAGCUGUACUCGCGGAAGUACGGACUGAAGAUCCACCUGCGGACGCACACCGGGUACAAGCCGCUCAAGUGUAAGGUGUGUCUCCGGCCGUUCGGCGAUCCGAGCAACCUCAACAAGCACAUCCGCCUGCACGCGGAGGGUGAGACGCCUUACCGCUGUCCGCACUGCGGCAAGGUUCUUGUCCGGCGGCGCGACCUGGAGCGGCACGUCAAGUCGCGGCACCCCGACGCGGCAGCCGAACGCUCCGAACACGGCACGACCAAACCCGAGGACGACGCCGAACUGCCCCGACUGAGCACGACGACGCUCGCGGCAACGUCGGACGGAACGAGCGACGCCGACGCCAUCAGCGAUCACGACGACGACAGCGAGCACUGAAAGUGACGCCCCUCCAGUCGGAAACUUAAAAAGUAGGACUUGUAAAACAACCGCGAUGUACAAACUUUCUUCUGUAUAUAUCAAAGUGAAAUGUUGUAGAUGUUUUACGUUUAAAUGUUAAGUUAUCUAUGCGCCAGAAAUGUGGUAGAAUUAUCACUUUCCUCCCACAGUAACAUAACAGUAGCAAACGGUGGAUAAUCAGUCUAUGGAAUAUCUACGAACAUUCUUGUAUAUGUAUAUUUGGGAGAUUAAAAACUAUUUGAGAUUGCUGUAAAGGUGUUAUUUGCUGUCGAAACAAAACACGUUUUCUCCCAUAUAUCAUCUACUUCAGACCAUGAUUGUGACUUUUCUGGAAUUCAGACUAUUAAGAAGUGUCAGAAAACUUUCCCAUCUGGAAAAGAUUAUGAGACGAUUAUGUUCAUCUUUUUACGAAGAGUCCGACAGUAAAAUGUUCCCACCUGUAAAAGAUUAUGCUGUGGAGUUUUGCAGUAGAGGCGACCAGAGGAGAUUGUGUAGACGUUAGAAUUUGCCUGUCGUGAGAUUCUAACGGAACAGCAGCUCUUUUAUCUGUUGGCUCUUUGUAAAUCUAAAAUUAAAACCAGAGGGAGCAUGAAGUAAGAUUCAUCCAUUAGUAACUGUCUGAAAAACUUAAUUUUCCGUUAUCGCUGUAUAUUAGGGAGUAAAAGACGCGAUGUGUUGAUCCCGAAGCAGUUGUUUGGCGGAAAUACCGUUGUGCUCUUGCUCUACGAAUUGCGAUACAUUAGUGUCGUCCUAACAUCUACUUGAAGUGCGUGGGUGUAACGUCACGACUUGUUGACUCUCCGUUCUGUUUCUAUCCGGUAAAUUGAGUUUCCCGCACCAAGCCGUGCCUAACACGGGCGCGACGGCAAGUCCAUAGCCGUACACAAAGCGUACUUCAGUCCGUAACACGAUACACGCACCGAAGAUCGGCUUUCUAACGGACAUGAGUCAAUGUCGCUGUCCAGGAUCGUUCGUAGUUUGAUCUUAAACCACGGAAAAAGAUGAUCCGAGAUUCCUAGCUUUCCUGUGCCUGUUUAGACAGCGCGGUGACAUCAGUACCUCCUACCACGGUGGUCCCCAGACCUGUUUAUUCUGCAGACAGACACAAGUGUACGUGUAAACACCGCCGUUGUUUUACCGCGGUUGUAUUAUAUGUCUUCAUAGGAAAUGUACAACAUGUCCAGGGCAGAAGUUUGUAAAAUAAAAUUUAUCAUAAAAACUUUGGAGCUCCGCAGAGAAAUACAUUAAGCAAAAUAGACUUACACAUUGCUUCACUGCUUGGUCUGUACCGACGCUUUCCGAAAACACUUGUGAUUGUAACGAAGACAGUAAUGCACAAUACACCAAUAGCAGUCUACCGGAAUUAUCUUGUGACGUAAGCUACUCAACAAGCAGAGGUUCGGCUAGCCAGUGACAUGAAGAAAACAGUAUGAAAUAGAAAGCCCGACAAAACGCUUAAAGACACGUCUGAAACAGCCAGACCCGAGCCUCGGCUUGGUGAAUGAGGUAAAGGUGCGCUUACACCGCACUUGCAUCAAGCUUGCGUCACUACGGGGUUCGUUCACUGCGUCACUGUUUUGUUACUUUCACCGAUUUUUUAUAAAUUAGAUAUUGCGUAAUACGUAAACGUAUGACUUAGAAGACGACAAAAUACACAAAAAGAAAGAAAAUUCGUUCUUUAUCUCUGAAAUUCGUUGAAAAUUUUUCGAACCCCGCAGCGACGCAGGCUUGACACACGUGCGGUGGGAGCGCACGCCUUAAGUGUCUAGGAUUCCAUGUGCAGAUUUGUCCUUGACGCACGAGUUUCAAACAACCUGUCUCUGACAUGAUGUUGACUGAAAGACGGUUAUCAACGACAAGAAAACUCGUCAGAGAUUCGAUAGUAUGUGUAUUAAACAGUCUUAUUGUGUAAGUAUGACGUCAACAAAGUAUGUUUGUUAAUUUGUUUGUGUAUGUUAGGUUUGACUGUGAUAGAAAGACUUUUGUACAUGAAGUGAACCAUGUGUAACCAUGGCAACAACGUACAACCAUGGCAACCAUGCGUAACCAUGGUAACAAUGUGUAACCAUGACACUGCAGUAAAUAAACAGAGCAGAUGUAAAGAGUGGAA
Messenger RNA from Branchiostoma floridae (Florida lancelet), 4118 nucleotides. RefSeq names its product sal-like protein 1. Lineage: Eukaryota; Metazoa; Chordata; Leptocardii; Amphioxiformes; Branchiostomatidae. The transcript has 5 exons. Gene Ontology annotation, cellular component: nucleus. The coding region runs from base 782 to 1987 and encodes 401 amino acids. The record is from RefSeq and is a predicted model, not a curated record.